GGCUACUGCUGUUGUUUUGUUUGUUUGUUGUUUUGUGUUGUGUCAAUUGCGAAAUUUCAUGGAUAUUUUCAGCAACUUCUCUUUCACGUGUGGAUGGUUCAGGAGCACAACGAGUACAACGACAUCAUGACAAGUGUGGCGGAUAAGCUGAAGAAAUUUGGCCUCAACGACUCCAAGGUCGUCGAGGUCGAGAAGAACAAGGUCACCACGAACGCCCUCCUCUCGUUCCUCGAGAAGUAUGGCAAGGAUGAGCUGGACUCCGGUCAUGCCACGCUUCUGUUCACUCUGGCCUCCUUGCUGCCCAAGAGCAAGUUCAUGACAGAGGAGUACAUCAACAAGCUCUACGACGCAAUCACGAACAACCAGAUUACCAUGAGGCCGCAGCUUGAUGCUGCCCUUGCGUUUUUCCGCGGCUGCCGCGGUGACAUGAGCGGAUUUGAGUCUGCGUGCGGCAUUGGCAUCACUGUCACCGCCGAGGACAUCACCGCUGCGGUGAAGAAGGUGAUUGAUGACAACCUGCCGGAGCUCAAGAAGCAGCGCUACCGCUUCCCGAUUGGCAAGCUCAUGGGUGGCGUGCGUGCGCUGCAGCCAUGGGCGGACCAGAAGGCGGUGAAGGCCGAGGUUGACGCGCAGGUGCUGGCAGUGCUGGGCCCCAAGACAGAGGAGGACAUGAAGAAGCCUGUCAAGACGAAGGUGAAGGAUAAGAAGCCAAAGGCCGAGAAGAAGAAGAAGGACGAGCUCGCCGACACGCCCGAGGAAGUGACGUUCAAGGGCGCCGCAGCCAAGUUCCACAGCGUGGGCGAGAACGACCAGACGGACGGGUAUGUGCUGACGCCCAACACGGUACGGCUGCUGAAGGAGCACUACGACGCUGUCGGCGGCAAGGUGCACACGCGUUUCCCGCCCGAACCAAACGGUAUCCUCCACAUUGGCCACGCAAAGGCCAUCACCUUCAACUUUGCAUACGCCCGCGACCGCGGUGGCAACUGCUAUCUCAGGUAUGAUGACACCAACCCUGAGGCCGAGGACGAGGAGUUUUUCCGGGGCAUUCUUCGCGAUGUCACGUGGCUCGGACACACCCCCUUCAAAAUCACACACUCCUCCGACUACUUCGACGAGCUGUACGCGGCCGCUGUUGAGCUGAUCAAGCGCGACAAGGCAUACGUCUGCCACCAGCAGGCCGAGGAGCUGAAAGGGUAUGCAGACCGGAAGGAGUCACCGUGGCGGGACCGGCCGAUUUCCGAGUCGCUGCAGCUGUUUGAAGACAUGCGCCGCGGCCUCAUUGACGAGGGCAAGGCAACACUCCGCAUGAAGCACAUCAUGGAGGACGGCAAGAUUGAUCCUGUUGCGUACCGCAUCAAGUUCACGCCGCACCCGCGCACGGGCGACAAGUGGUGCAUCUACCCGACCUACGACUUCACCCACUGCCUCUGCGAUUCGCUGGAGAACAUCACGCACUCGCUGUGCACGAAGGAGUUCCAGAACCGCCGCUCGUCUUACUACUGGCUCUGCAACGCCCUCGACUGGUACUGCCCAGUCCAGUGGGAGUACGGCCGGCUGAACCUGUCGUACGCGCUCGUGUCCAAGCGCAAGAUUGGCAAGCUGAUUGCCUCUGGCAUUGUGCGCGGCUGGGACGAUCCUCGCCUCUUCACCCUCGCCGCCCUCAGGCGCCGCGGGUUCCCUCCCGCCGCCAUCACGGACUUUUGCAACAAAGUCGGCGUCACAGAGAGCCAGUCGCUGACGCACCCUGCGCUGCUUGAGGCGUGCGUGCGCGACCUGCUGAACAAGACGGCGCGCCGCGUCAUGGCUGUGCUGGACCCAAUCAAGGUGACGAUUGAGGGCGACUGCGUCCCGUCAGAGGUGGCCAUGCAGAACAACCCUCUUGACGAGGCCGCGGGCACGCACACCGUGCACAUGUGCAACGUCGUCUACAUUGACCGGGACGACUUCUCAGAGAACCCGCCAAAGGGGUACAAGCGGCUGACGCCCGAGCAGCCGGUUGGCCUCAAGGGCGCCGGCCUCGUGCUCUCGCUCAAGUCUGUGAAGAAGGACACGGACGGCAACGUCACAGAGCUCGUUGUCAGUGCAGAGCCCGCCACAAAGGAGAACAAGCCAAAGGCAUUUAUCCACUGGGUGUCGUCGGCGUCGCCGGAUGUGGAGCCCCGCCGCGCCCAGGUCCUCGUCUUCCACCAGCUGUUCAAGACAGAGAACCCGCAGGAGGGUGGCAACAUGAUGAAGAACGUCAACGAGAACUCGCUCGACGUCUUUGACGCCAUGAUCGACGAGGGCGUUAACAACCUGACGCCCGGCACCGUGUACCAGUUUGAGCGCAUCGGCUACUUUGCUGUCGACACCGAGACAAAGAAGGACCAGAUUGUGUUCAACCGCACCGUUGCCCUGCGUGAGGACUCUGGCAAGAAGAAGACAAAGUGAGGCGGCAGCAACGCAUGAGCAGAGAAACGACGACGAUGGACGCCAGCAGCAACUGAUGCUUCUGUGCAUGGAAUUGGUGUUGAUUGUUGUGUCUCUGUUCGCUGUCUUCACCUCCUUUGCCUUGUGCCUUGUCCUUUCCCCUUCCUUUUUCUCUCUCCCUCUCUUUCUCCAUUUGCUGGUGCUUGCUUGGAAUAGCACUUGUCUGUGUUGUGGUUUGUGUGCUGUAUUGCUCGAAAAGUAGACGUUUGUACUCGCC
Salpingoeca rosetta is the source of this 2689-nucleotide messenger RNA. Its product is annotated as glutaminyl-tRNA synthetase-PA. Lineage: Eukaryota; Choanoflagellata; Craspedida; Salpingoecidae. Gene Ontology annotation, cellular component: cytosol; cytoplasm; aminoacyl-tRNA synthetase multienzyme complex. The record is from RefSeq and is a predicted model, not a curated record. The transcript is spliced from 20 exons. The coding region runs from base 94 to 2433 and encodes 779 amino acids. Gene Ontology annotation, molecular function: glutamine-tRNA ligase activity; ATP binding. Gene Ontology annotation, biological process: glutaminyl-tRNA aminoacylation; translation.